CGUGUCUAUAAAUAAUUGUUCGGUGGAGUUUCCAGUGUCAUUGUGCCCGUCUAAUCUCAGUCCAUGUGGUGAGGGAUUAAGAGCUGACUGGUUAAGUGUUCUUUAUUUGUCACCUGUGUGCAGAUCAGGCCGUCGCUGCUCUUACAUCACGCUCCAGAACGACGCGGAGGUGACUUCAGGACGCACGCUUGUUUGUUUGUUUGUUUGUUUACAAAGGAAAAUCUGGAUCUUCAGCAUUUUAACAUUAAUGUUGCUUUACUCCAAAGAGACCAGCGCGGGAAACGUUUGAAUUACUCAUGAAAACAUGGGAGUUGAUGACAUAACAAACCUGACGGAUGAAUGAGUGGACAAAAAUACACAAAUAUAAGUUCAUAGACGUCUGAUCAGCCCGACACCACACACAACAUCUGACCACUAAUUUAUACAGAACAUGAUUCUGUUCAAAGAAAAAGUAAAAAACCAGAAUAAAGACACAAGAAAAAUACAGUUGCAGAGAUGGAAAUAUGAUUUCCCAUCAGGAGAAUCAGUACAAAGUGUAUUGUAACUUAAUCUGCGACUAAACUCUGUAUGUUCUACAACAGACUCUUAAUAAAUGUGUUAUUGGGAUGCUACAGAGUGACAAGAAAGAAAAAUAAUGGAGCUUUCAAAGAGUUUCAUUUAUUAUUCAUAAGAAGCUUCAGAGGAAACUUGUGCCUGUACUUGUGCUUGAUUUAUUUAUCAUUUUUCCACCUCUCAUGGCUCAGAUUCUCCUUUUGUUGAUGUGAAGAGACUCAGACGAACCAUGAAACCACUAAAACAAAGUCACAUGUGCUCAAGUUCAACAUGAAGAGUUUCAUGACGCAGCAUGUUUGAGUAAAACGCCGGUGGGCUGUCGGACAGACAGACAAUAAGAAUCAAUCAUCGGCUCUUCUGCAGACAUGCGGUGUGUCUAAUGUGGAACACGGCUUGUAUUUUUAUCUCGUUGUCCUUGAUCCUUUCGUCUAUUUGUGUCUGAGCUGGUACAGAAGAGGACAGGGCAGAGGUGGCACAUGAAGGAACAAAACAUUUGAGGGGAUUAGCGAGCUCGGGGGACUUUAAAAAGGAGGAGCGGCGAGCAGAGAGGCAUCCGACGAGCGACGAGCAAAGCAGCAGCAUCGCAACAACUCUCUGAGACUUCAGCAGAAGCUAACUAAUCGAAAUGGCAGACUUCGACGUUGCCGCACCCGCCGAGAAGAGGGCACCUCCCAAGUUCAAGCAGAGGGCCAUGCGCACCUUCAAGAGCAAGGCGCCCAAACCAGGCCAGAAGGGAUUCGGAGACGACAUCCCCGGCAUGGAGGGCCUCGGCACAGACAUCACAGUGAUCUGCCCAUGGGAAGCCUUCGGGGACAUGGAGCUCAGCGACCUGGCGAAAUAUGGAAUUGUGUAGCCGUGUCCUCCUCCGGCUUCACCCCGACUAUCGGCUCUCGACUCUCCCUCGUGUAUUCCAACAGCUGGAAAUGUCGUACUUAGAGGGGAGGCAGCUUUUGAUGAUUUAGAGGUUUGACCUGGAAAUAAUAAAUCCAGCUCUCUCUCUUGCCUCAUGCACUUUAUUUCCUCCCUCCUCCACCUCCUUCCACCUCCACCAAAUUCUGCAAUCGUCCUUGUAACGAGUGGCGUCAGCAGCUCUGAGGAUCCGAGCUCGUACUUCCCACAAGGGGAGGUAUAAAUUUAAAGUAUACUGCGUAUCACGAACGUUGGGUUUGGUAUCUGUUACUGUGAUAUCCCGGCACCGUUUGGCUCUCCUCCACUCUUCCUCCACCUCUUCUCCUCUAAGCUGCCGAUCCGACAUGCACAGAUGUUUAUUUUGUCUAUUAGAUAGAUGAAAAUAUAUUUUUAUGAGUAAACUGUGAAAAACUUUCCCCUGCAAACACAAUAAAUUAAUAUUUUGCAUAGAACA
Molecule: messenger RNA, 1915 nt
Organism: Larimichthys crocea (large yellow croaker)
Lineage: Eukaryota; Metazoa; Chordata; Actinopteri; Sciaenidae
Product: retinal cone rhodopsin-sensitive cGMP 3',5'-cyclic phosphodiesterase subunit gamma
Exons: 3
Coding region: 1178-1405 (75 amino acids)
Biological process (GO): visual perception; positive regulation of epidermal growth factor receptor signaling pathway; positive regulation of G protein-coupled receptor signaling pathway
Cellular component (GO): photoreceptor outer segment membrane
Molecular function (GO): cGMP binding; 3',5'-cyclic-nucleotide phosphodiesterase activity
Source: RefSeq, a predicted model, not a curated record